Drosophila sechellia is the source of this 456-nucleotide messenger RNA. RefSeq names its product protein deadlock. The record is from RefSeq and is a predicted model, not a curated record. NCBI's taxonomy places the organism in Eukaryota, Metazoa, Arthropoda, Insecta, Diptera, Drosophilidae. Bases 43 to 390 code for a protein of 115 amino acids. The transcript is spliced from 2 exons.
UAAGAACUAUUAAAGUUAACGCGCAAAACACGUGGCGUGAUCAUGAAAAACUCGGCGAAAAUAAGUAUGAGCCAAAAACUGGCCUGCUGGCAGCAGAUUCGGAGCAUGUUGGGAACGAGUUACACGUCAGAGGAGAAUUGGGAUACUCAUUUCAAGGAUUUCCUCGAAAGCUGGGAAAAGCAUCCCGACCCCAUCCAAAGCCGCUCCGAUCCGAGACUACCGCUAAUACUGAAGCACUUGGAAGAUCUGCAGGAAAACCCGCAUGGACCGGUGGCCGCACUUCCAGAGUCCCCUGUUUGCGUGGAUUCCGCCACCAAUUCCACCGCCGCGUCGCGUGAACAUCCGAAUCCCAGCAAGUCCCUUGAUUCCUCUGUAAAUUCAACAGAUUGAGAUCCUGGGGAUGGAGAAAGAUAAAAAAAUUCAAAUUAUACAAAUAAAAAUCCUUGUGACUACAAA